UCGCCGAUUUUUCUCUCUUUCCUUCCAAAUAUAUUUUAUUUAUUUUCUCUUUCUUUCUCCCCAAGCAACUUACAACUCUAAAUAUUCAACGCGUUGAAUAUUUAUUUUCUCAGAAACUAUAAAUGUUUUCUCUAAUAAUUUAGUUUGAUGAAUUUCACAAGCAAUCGAGUAAACCCUUGUCUCCGUUUAAACGCCGUCGUCUCGUGAUCUACGCCGCUUUGUUUUCCUCUCCUCAGUUAUCUCUUCUAUCGUUUACUUCUUCAUACAACAAAGACGACGGCGUUUAAUCAAUGAAAGCGGAGGUGAAUUAGAUUAGCCUCUAAGUGACCUUUGUAUAAAGGAAAAUUUGUUGACUUUACACAAACAUUAUGGUGACAACGAGCUUCUGCCGAGAUGGCCACUCAUUGCAGAAUUUGGUUUUGCAUUUUGUUCUCCAUGACAUGGCUUCUCAGAAAUUUAUUAUGGCAGACCGGUGCUAUACUAAUCUAGGAUUUAGUCUUUCAGUUAGUGAUUUGUAAAUUGUAGUUGCCUGUAGAUAAAUGGAGUCAAACUGGGUUAAAGUUUUAGAUAAUGGCCGUAGGACAGCAGCAGUCUACUCAAGAAAUAAAGUAGCAUCUCAGCUUGUGGCACAUAUAGUUGGAGCUGGCACUGAGAAGCUUGAUGAGCUAUCAUUUCAAUCAAACUGUAGCUCAUUUUAUAACAAGCUUGGGAAGAGGAAAAGGACUGUAGACGGUGAGUCUGAUUGCCGAUCACAUCUCAGGAAGUCGAUACUUAAGAACUACUCAAAUUUCAUGAAAAGUGGACUGCCCCAACGUGUUUUAUUUCAUCAGAAUGGUGAAUGGAAUGAUUUCCCUCAAGAUAUUGUUCGUAUAGUUAAAGAGGACUUCCGUGCAAAGAAGGCUGUGAUUGAGGUGAACUUUGGUGGCUUUCAUGUAAUACUUGAUAUUCUAUAUAUGGUUCAGGUAAAUCUGGUAACUGGUUUAGAGAAACCUAUUGGCUGGAUAGACGAAGCAGGUGGCUGUUUCUUCCCCGAUUUACGUCUUGUCAGUUGUAAAACGCAUGACAACUUUGCAAUCCACUCACAGAGAACUGAAGAAUUCAGUGCUGCUGAGCCGGAUAGGGCAACUAAAAUCAAGUUGCAUCUUGACAUAGACUUUAAUGGACAGAACAAUUGCAAUUUCGAAGAAUGCGUGGAAGAGUCGAAUGUUAAUUUUAAAAGGAUUAAAGUUUAUCCUUUUAAAGAUAAUCAAGAAUUUGCUGGUGAUAAAAAAUCAGAUACUAAAAUGGAAAUAGUUGCAGAAAAUCAACAGAAUCAGGAAAGUCGGUCUUCUAAAUUAGAAGAUACUCUAAAGUUGGUGGAUGCAGAAUCUGUUAAAAUUAUGUUUGUUAAGGGAAUGAAUACCAUUCAUAAGGUGGAUAUAGUCGAAAUUAGUCAAUGCUCAAGUAAAUAUAUGAAAAAUCGCUUGGAACUGUUUGAGAAGCAGGUUGAGAUAACCCAAAAGUAUCGCGGAAAUUCCAAUGUCCGUUAUGCUUGGUUUGCCGCUUCCAAAGAGGUAAUAUCCACAAUUAUGAACUAUGGCCUUGCGCAUGGGGUACCUAGACAGAAGACUAAUCUUGGAGUCGGAGUGCACCUCUUUGCACAGGACUGUGCCUCUAAAAGUGCUGCUGGCUGUGAUAUUGACGAAAAUGGAGUUCGUUACAUGGUGCUUUGUCGUGUCAUUUUGGGCAAUGAAGAACUUUUGCAUUUUGGCUCUAAGCAAUCUCAUCCGAGCAAUGAGAAAUAUGAUAGUGGUGUUGAUGAUCUGGAGAGUCCUACUUAUUAUACUGUUUGGAAUAUGAAUAUGAAUACACACAUAUAUCCGGAGUAUGUUGUGAGCUUCAGGAUGUCUUCAGGAGCAGAAGGGGCUCCAAUAAAGGAAGAAAGUAGGCUUGAUGUCUCCGGAGUUACUUCUCAGGGAUAUGAAGAGCAGUUGGACUUGAAUAAAUUGCCUAUAGAAUUGGGAAAUUGUCAGCAAUAUCAGUUUGUAAGCAACCUACAGCAAUCCCAUGAUGUUGGUAUGAGUAGAAAUAAAGCCCCCAAAUCGCCCUGGAUGCCUUUCUCUAUGUUAUUUGGAGCUAUUUCAGCUAAAGUCUCUCCCAAAGAUAUGAAAUUGGUUCAUGCACACUAUGACUUGUUCAGGAGCAAGAAAAUUUCCCGGAACGAUUUCAUUAAAAAGCUGAGAUUGAUAGUGGGUGAUCAAUUAUUGAAGUCUACUGUGACCAAUCUUCAAUGCAAGGUGCCUUCCACAUCUCCGUGCUCUUCGAGUGUGCCGAGCGGUGAGAGUUUUUGUUGAGGCUGUACCAGAAAGGUGUGCUGAGCGGUGAGAGUUUUUGUUGAGGCUGUACCAGAAAGGUGGUCUUCUGCUUGGUAGCGAAGAGUUCCAUCUUUAACGAUCAAUGCAUUGUCGUCGUCUUCUCUUUGGCUUGUCUUUUAUUUGUUCUUGGGUGUUAAUGUAGGUUGAAUUUCGUUGAACAUAUGGUCAUUAGAUGCAGUGGUGUCAAAACGUACCCUUUCUGUUCUUCUAUGUGCGACUUUCAUUCUCUCCUA
Messenger RNA from Lycium barbarum (goji berry), 2587 nucleotides. RefSeq names its product inactive poly [ADP-ribose] polymerase RCD1-like. The record is from RefSeq and is a predicted model, not a curated record. Bases 540 to 2333 code for a protein of 597 amino acids. Gene Ontology annotation, molecular function: NAD+ poly-ADP-ribosyltransferase activity. The transcript has 8 exons. Lineage: Eukaryota; Viridiplantae; Streptophyta; Magnoliopsida; Solanales; Solanaceae.